GGAAGUUUUAGACAGGCUAAUGAUUUUACCAAGAAAAGAGAGACGUUUUCGAAAAGAGACAAUAUUAAGGAAUCUUCUAAAAACAAACAACGCAUUCUUUAAGAAGAAUCGCUCAAUUGUCGUCAUGAUGUACAACAGUCUAGUCAAAGACACAAAAAGAGGCAGUCAACUUAAAAAGAAGCGAAAAUAAGUUUCAGUCACCAUAUUUUAACCCAAAAUAAUGGUACGAAUACUGAAAUUACUUAAAAGUCAUAUAAUCCUAUUUGCUAUUGUUUGUUUGCUUGCAAUAAGGAAAUCCUUUAAGGAAGUAAAAAUUACUAAAAUCGAUCGUUUUGUUCCCGAUAUGAAGUAUAUUUUAGUUUGGACUAACAUCUAUGGAAUCGAAGAAGAAGGUCAGAAAUAUUUUAUUAGUAAAAACUGCAAACAUAUAAACUGUUACAUUACCAAAAAUGAUAGUCUCUUCAAUGACGUGAGAUAUUUCGACGCCAUCUUAUUUGAUGGUCAAGACGUAUCUAGGGAUAUUAUUGCAUUGCCUCAGCUUAGAAGCACAAUGCAGAAGUAUGUUUUUGUGGCUAAAGAAUCAUCAGAUAAUUUUCCAGUAUGCAAUAAAAUUUAUGACAACUUUUUCAAUUGGACUUGGACAUAUCGCUACGAUUCAACAAUAUCGUACCACUUCAUAACGGUCUUCAAUUAUCAAUAUAUAGAACUUGGCAACCGUUUCCUUUGGGAAACUUAUAUGAAACCAAUAGACAAGACAUUAAAAUCUCAAUUCAUAACGAAAUCUAAGGCCGCUGUUAUAUUCUUGGACAAAUGUAAGAGUAGAAGCAAAAGAGAGGACGUCAUAGAUAAAUUAAAAGGUUAUUUAUCUAAAUAUAAUCUAACUAUUGACAUUUUCGGGCCAUGCAGCGAUAAAAAGUGCAAGAGGAAGAACAUGAAACCAUGUUUGUGGAGAUUGAAGAAAACAUACUAUUUCUAUCUAGCGUUCGAGGAUUCUAUCUCUUUAGAUUAUAUAACAGACAUAGUUUUAUACGCGUAUAACAAUAACGCUAUACCGAUUGUCUAUGGCGGUGCCCAGUACGACAAGUAA
Molecule: messenger RNA, 1087 nt
Organism: Danaus plexippus (monarch butterfly)
Lineage: Eukaryota; Metazoa; Arthropoda; Insecta; Lepidoptera; Nymphalidae
Product: alpha-(1,3)-fucosyltransferase C-like
Exons: 2
Coding region: 221-1087 (288 amino acids)
Cellular component (GO): membrane
Molecular function (GO): alpha-(1->3)-fucosyltransferase activity
Source: RefSeq, a predicted model, not a curated record